Molecule: messenger RNA, 981 nt
Organism: Perkinsus marinus ATCC 50983
Lineage: Eukaryota; Perkinsozoa; Perkinsida; Perkinsidae
Exons: 9
Coding region: 57-836 (259 amino acids)
Biological process (GO): phospholipid transport
Cellular component (GO): mitochondrial intermembrane space
Molecular function (GO): phosphatidic acid transfer activity
Source: RefSeq, a predicted model, not a curated record
AGAGUUACUUUAUCCCUCAUUUGCUCUAUUGUUGUUGUUCGUCACACCCAGCUGCUAUGAAGUACUUUGAGCAUCGUCAUGUAUUCAACCAUGACUGGGAAACUUGCACUUCAGCCUGGUGGGCUAAAUAUCCAAAUCCUGAUCAGCCUCACGUAAAACGGUUAGACACUGUGUAUCGGAAUAUUGAUAAGGAUAAUCAAGUACUUCAAGUUCGUCGUAUAUUCGCCUUGGAUUACCAGAUACCCGAUAUAGUCCAGAAGUUGCUACCCAAAAUGCAGGGUUAUGCUAUGGAGGAUACCACAGUUGAUCUGAAGAAGAAGAAAUUAACUGCUGUUGGACAAAACUGCACAUUCAGUAAGAUUUGUCGAUCACGAGAAGUGAUAACGUAUGAAGAGGAUCCUAAUGAUCCAUCGAAAACUAUAUAUACUCAGCGUAUGAGCUAUUCAAUCAGUGGUUUUGGGAUGACAGUAGGACGGAGAUUAGAGAAGGCCGCAACGGAUUUCUCUGCGAAGAAGGCGCAAGCUGGAGAAGCUGUGAUGUCUAAGCAUAUUGAUAGGCUAGCAGCCACUGAUUGGAGGAAUGAUACCAGCACUUGGAAGAAAAAUAUUGUUGGUAUGUUAAACUUGGAGAUAGCUCAAGGACGACUAACUGCCGUCCAAGCAUCAGAUCAGCUGAGGGGAGCAGUUGCGCGACUAACACAACCAGUAGUGGAGGAGACGAGUGCUGCGGGAAUAGACAAUACGAGGGUCCGGCAUGAGAACCUGUCCAAUAAAAGCGAGCACAGAUCCACUGAAGUGAACAUACCGGACUGUCCAGAUUUCACCGGCGCUAUAUAGAAGUAUUUGCAGCUGAUACGAUGCCGUGAUGCGGUGUGUGUGUUCCUGUUCAGUACCAGUUUCUUUGUAUAUAUAUUUCUACCUUCCUUGCUGAUGGGUGCCCACCAGGCCUACUGUGUAUUAUGACGUUUUCGAACGGCCCGAU